UGCCGAAAGAGAACGACCUCUCGCUACUGCUGCAGCUUCCCGUUCAUCUAUAAAGGCCGCCGUUAUAACAGUUGCACGAAAAAGAAUCACAAUCGUCCAUGGUGCUCGCUGACCGGUAACUAUGACAGAGACAAGAAAUGGGGUAACUGUGCUGGUAAGUUCAAGAUCCUUUUAGCACCUAAGAACUUAAGUUCAAUUCUCCUUAUUAUCUGCUAUUCGUUUCUUAUAUUUUAAGUACUGAGAAUUUGAUUUUGAAUCAAAAAAUAUUUCUUUGCUGACAUUCUGCUAUACCACCUUUUUCCUGGAUAUUAAAUUGACUUUUAAAGGAGAUAAAUUAUUGGUCUCGAAAAAUUAGAGCUCCUCAAGAAGUUUUAAUCAUUUUCACACUUAAAGUAUAUUUUUGCUCCACAACAUAUCUUUAGAGUUUACUUUAAUGCUUUUAACGAUCUUUUCCUCCAUUAUUGAUGGGGGUGAUUUCUGCUACAGCUUUUGUCCAAUUUUCUAAAAAUCAAUGUGAAGAUUAUUGACAAUAACAGUUGUGUUAAGAAACGAGAACAUAAUUAUUUUGAUUUAUCUUUUCUCAGGACGUCGCCCAGUUAGACCUGUAAAACCGGUUAGACCAAUAAGGCCAGGUAAGAAUUGUACUCGGAACAUCUCUGUGCACCUCACUAUCUUUAUUUCGUGCAAAUAUCUUGCAAUUCAUUCGUCUUAUUUUAAUUUGUGUCUACAGGAACAGUUGUAAGAAUCACCGUUGGAUUAGGAGGUUUGUAUCCCUCUGAAAAUAUUUGUAGUAAUUAGGUUACUUAUUCUUUUGAACAAUGGAAAUUGUUCCGUUUAGUGUGAAGCACGCCUGUAUGUUUGCUACAUGCAAAGCUGACAGAGCAUGUCGAGUUCAAAGAAAUUUAAAGAAAGUACCAUAUUUUGAGGAACCGAGGUCCGUGCUUCCUAUGGUUUAUGAGCUUGUAUUUAGUAGGAGAGACGGAAGUAGGGGGCGCACUCGCCACUCUACUUUUAAUUAUUUUGUAAGCACCUUGUAUGGAUGUUUAUGACAUUACUGUUGUGGAGAGAGUUUAUUCUCCAGUCGCGAUUUUCCGGCCUCCCUUUUAUGAAUUCUCUGAAUCCGCCUUUGAGAUUCCACUUUGACAGUUAGUUGCAGGAGUAUAAAAGUAUAAAAGACUUAAUUUUUCAUCUUAUCCUUCAUUUUUCCAUGUCUUUUUUUACAGCAAAGAACAUCGGUUGCUUCAGAGACACAGGCCGACGAGCCAUAUCUCCACUGGAAGGGAGAAGUCGUCUUCUUAAAGGAAGUUAUCGUCGACGGAAGUACGCCAUAAGAAAAUGCGCUCUGGCCGCACAAAAACGAGGCUUUAGAGUGUUCGCAGUGCAGCAUGGGGGAUGGUGUGCUGCUUCCAGGACAGGACACUUAACAUACAAGAGAUACGGAAGAUCUAACAGAUGUAGGAAUGGAAAGGGAGGACCUUGGGCUAAUGAUGUCUACGUCUUGAGAGGUCAGACAAAACAUUAUUUACGGCUUUUUAAGAGAAUUCUCGUGGUUCUAAAUAGACGUGUCCAUUUGGAAGCAGGAACUAUUUCGUGACAUUGUUCUGUUUGUACCAUUCAAUCUCCGAAACGUUCACCUUUUUAUCUUUCAUGCACAUCAACAAAAAAGUUGAAGAAUCUAGACGCCCCAUCUGUAACAAUAGCUUUAUACAUGCUGGCCAUUUCGACGCAUUUUUGUUUUGUUCUUGACAAAUGCCGCCAUAAAGAAUAAGCCCAUGAAGUAUUUUAGAGAAAGCGGGAUAUGAUUAGCGUACACUACUGAAUCUAUGCGGUUCAAUUCGUCUCAGGCUCCUGCAGAACAAGAACGACCAGCCAGAACUGCUGCGUGUUCCCGUUCAUUUACCGCGGCAGGCGUUACAACCGCUGCUCCCAGGUGCGCUCCAGAGGCCGUCCAUGGUGCGCCCUCACUCCAAACUAUGACGUGGAUAAACUGUGGGGAUUUUGCGGAGGACGAGGAGGUUAGGGAUGUCUUUGUGUCGCUCUUGGAGAAAAUAGACUUUUUUUUUGGUCUUUUUCUGCAUAGGAAGUCUGUACUUGCUAUGCAUUAGAAAGCGACAAAUAUUUGACGUUGAUCUGUCUUUUUGAUUGCAGUACGCCCUAUAAAGGUCACACCUUCAGUAAGGAGUAAGUUGUUUUAUUUUCUUUAUUUAACACUUGUUAAAGAUUACGAGCUAUAUCCUGCUGUUUAAGUAUUUUAUAAGGAAAAGCUUUGUGCUCCCAUGGAAAUAUAUAUAUAACCAUGAUUUUACCUUUGUCGAAAUGAAUUUCUGAUUUUAAUCAAAAUGAUUUUAGCAGAUAAAGAUACAGAAAUUUUACAAAACCUCACGACAAAAUCUUCGUAUUUCUUGGUAAAGGCUUACUCUAGUUUUUUAAUUUUAUGGUAGAGAUUUAUUUUUGUAAGGAAGAUAUUAUUCAGUGAAUGACAGAGAAACCUUUUUGUUCUCUUUUCAUUCGUGAUGCCUUUGCCAUUCACUGAAUAACAUCUUUCUUCGCUUGAAUCAACAGACUAAAAAUUUGCCAUCUCCUUUUUUUUAAUUAUUUAAGGUAAACCUCGUGUUUUUUUCUUUUGUUUUGUUUUUUUUUUCUUUUCAGUUCAAAGAAUUGGUUGCUAUAGAGACACAGCUCGGCGGGCCAUACCACAAAUGGACGGGAGAAGUCGCCUUUUAAGAGGAAACUACAAACUACGAAGAAAUGCCAUCAAAUUAUGCGCCUUGACUGCUGCUAGUCAGAGGUACGCUGUGUUUGGUGUUCAGGACGGUGGAUGGUGUGCGUCAGGACCGCAGGCUCAUAGAACUUUCGCUCGAUAUGGAAAAUCCAACAGGUGUAGGAAUGGCAAGGGGGGGCCUUGGGCCAAUGAUGUUUACAGAGUAUCAGGUAAUUGAUUUGCACAAGUGGUCAAUAGAUUCACAGGUUUGUUUUGUCUUUGAAGUACAUAAAGUGCAGUUCAAAUGCAACAAAAAUUAAACAAAUGUCCUUCAAUGUGUCACUUGCUGUUUUGACCGCGUAGUGCCAGUCUCCCUCAGGCAAUAAAGGUUGACUGGUUAAGCAUGAAACGUGAUGCACCAUUUUGUUUUACUGCACUUGAAAAUCUAGAACAACCAACAGAUACACGCCUUAAUUUUCAUUUAUUGUGUUUUAUUCUUAGAUAGUUUGUUGAAUUAGGUUGGUUUGGAAAUUCACAAGACAUGCUAGAAAGGGUUACACCACUUUAGUAGUCUGAUACGCUGCUUUAUAAUCCUAUAACGACUUAGAAACUUGAAGUUCAAACCAUUUGAAAAAAAGCCUGGAAUCUCGCUAUGGUUUUCUGUAUUUUCUAUACUUCUUUAUUCUAUUCUAGGAACAUGUCGUCACAGAACUACUCGAGGUCACUGCUGCGUUUUUCCGUUUGUAUAUCGCGGGCGCAGACACUAUUCGUGUACCAGACGUGGAAAGACAAGGCCCUGGUGCCCAAUCACCUUUGGAGGAUAUCGAAGGGGAACAGCCUGGGGAUACUGCAGAGGAAAAAGAUGUGAGAAAACUCACUUGCUCAUUUAUUGGUUUGAAUUUUAUUAACACAUCGCCCUUCAGGGGCUUAAACAUAAAUUCUGAGUCUUUCCCUCCUCUGUUUGCCACAUAAAAUGACGUUUUUAAUGCUCAUUAUUGCACUUCAAAUAAUUUUGUUUAUCUUGGGAGGUCCAGUGUUGUCUCUUUCUCGUGUUUGGGAAUUAUUAAUUUCAGACAACACGUUAUAUAAGUUCUCUAAAGCGGUCAUCGUUUGCCUUUAUUUAAUUUCUUUUGACACCAGCUCUUUUCGAGUACAGCUGAUCCAAACUCUCCGACCCAAAAGUUAUCUCUAACCUUUCGUAUUUUUCUCAGUCACACUUACGCUUUACAUGUCUUUGACGGCCUGCAGAGGCUCUUGGUGAAAGACGCCAGUCAUUCAAAACUCAGCUAUGAUUCACUUUUUAAAUGUACAGUCUAAGUGUAUCCAUGGUCUUUCUUUCUUGUUGGCGCUUAAGCCUUUCAUAAAGUGUUAAGUAGGCGUCACAAAGUUAAAGAUUUUGCAUUUUGUUUUGUCGUCAACAGCUCCACCCAUACGAAUCACUACCGGAGUCAGCGGUAAGCGAGUUUCUUUGUGGGACAGUUCGCUCUUUUGCUUCCCUCUCUGUGUAAGAAAAUUUAUUUUAAAUGUAUAUGCUCUCUUCUUCAGCCAAGGCAAUUGGAUGUUUCCGUGAUACUAGUCGACGUGCCGUUCCACAAGCGGAAGGUCGAGAUUCCAUUCUCGACGGUUAUUACCGCAGAAGAGCAGACGCCAUUACGAAAUGCGCUUUGGUGGCCAUGAGAAUGGGAUACAGUGUGUUCGCUGUACAACAUCAGGGAUGGUGCGCCACGGGUCGAAGAGCUCAGUUGACAUACAGGAGGUAUGGACGAUCCAACAGGUGUAGGAAUGGAAAGGGAGGACCUUGGGCUAAUGAUGUUUACUCCGUAAGAGGUAAGUUUUAACGUGUUGAAAACUUGUUCACAGACAGUAAAUUACAAUUAACCCUUUGAACCCUAAGAGUGACUAACAUGAAAUUUCUCCUCACAAUAUCACCACUGAAUCACACGUUAAGGUCAUGAGAAUAAAAGAAACGAUUACCAACUAAAGAAGCUCUUGAUUGUUAAACAAAUUCUCCUUGUCAGCACCUUAGGAAACGUAUAGAGAACAGUAUGGAGAAUAUGCAUACUGAUGUUAGGGUGUAAAAGGUUUUGGUGCGGCCUUAACAAGAGUUCAUCCUACGAUCUCUCGCAUACCGAUCCAAUGCGGUAAAGAUAAGAAAAUGGUAGAUUUGGAAAAAAAAUAACGUAAGGGUCUGUCCAUCUGAAUUUUUUUUUUUGCCAAUGUUGUUGGAGUGUGUACCAGCAGUCCUUGUUCAAAUUUGCCCUCUUUGUCUCUUGUUGGUAGUCAUUUCCCCCUUACUGUCUGAUCUGAAAGGUAACUACUCUGCACAAUAUCGUGUAGAAGCUGCUUCAAGCACGGUCGCAAAUGAUGUGAUACAGCUUUAACGAGGAAUUUGUUGUUGUUAUUCUUUUGUUUGUUUGUGUGUUUAUUUGCUCUAGUCUAUCCUCCUUCGGGCUUCCCAUUACAAUUAAGCGGAUAUCAUAACUGCUUCUUUUUUCCCUUUAACCCUUUGAUCCCUAAGAGUGAUUAGAAUGUAGUUUCUCCAUACUGUAUCACCUCUGAAUCAAACAUUGACGUAACAAGAAUGGAUGAAAUGAUCACUGACUAGAGAAGCUAUGGAUUUUUUUCAACAAAUUCUCCUUGUCAACACCUUCGGAAAUGUAUAGAGAACAGUAUGGAGAAUAUGAAUACUGAUGUUAGAGCGAAAAGGUUUAAUAUUAUUCAGAACUGACAUACAGCUGGGGUUUUUCUCUUUCUUUAAAACAGGAUAUUGCAAGAAACGAACCACAAGCCGACAUUGCUGUGUGUUUCCGUUCAUUUACAAAGGCCGUCGUUACAACAGCUGCACAAGAACUCGCCACAGCCGUAGAUGGUGCGCUAUCACACCCAACUAUGAUCGGGAUAAGAAAUGGGGCAACUGCGUCAGUAAGUAACUAAAGCUGUGUGCUGAUUUGAACCAGUACGCUUGUCAUACUUGUUAUUUUGAAUUGAUCAGGAACUAGAGGUUGAAAAUUCGAAGGUAGACUUUCGUUACGAUAAUAGCAAAACUGUUAGUUUUAAGUAGACACAUGUAUCAAUUGUAUGAAUGGUAAUUCACUCAUAAUGAUGAUCAACUAUCAGGCACGAAUUAAGAACGAAUAAUGUAUUGGUUUCAUCUUAUAAUCGUUCAAAACGUAACAACGAUACAGUAUCACGUUCUUAUUUUGGUUUUUCUACAAUCGCACACUUUUAGGCUACUCACUAUGCUUACUAUCCAAUGCAGAAUAGAUAGCGAGUAGUGCAGCCAAUAAGAUUGCAAAAUUUUCUAAAGGACGCUAAUGGAUUUACUCCGAAAUUCUUAUAUUAUUACGACUUGUACACAAUAUUCCGGACGAGAGGGCGACACUGGCGUAAGUGCGUUCUGUUUUGUAUCAACUCGAGUAGCUUUUGGGAACACAAGAAUAGAGAAAGAGUAUCUUUUAAGGUAGGUUCUUUACAAUCGUUUGGUGUUUUUUCGCUUUCAGGGCGAAUCAGGCCAGUGCGUCCGAAACCAGUGCGGCCAAAAUUACCCGGUGGAAGUGAGUAUUCACUCGUGUAUUUUUUCUGUCUUCUCUUUGAUGUGAUAUGUUUGAAAGAAAUGAGAUAAAGCAAGGAGUCAAUAUGAAGGGAUGCUUAUUUCAUGUUUCAUAUAUAACAGGUGUGUCUCACGUCGGUGUUACUGCUGAUAUUGCGUUCUUGAUCGAUGGCUCCCGCUAUGUCGGUCGCAGAAAUUUCCACCUUGAGAAGGCUUUCAUCAAGUCGAUCGCCCGUCGUUUCACAAUCAGUAAGUACCAAUCACACGUUGGUGUGGCAACUUACGGAAGCCGGCCACAUCUGCGCAUGCGUUUGAACCAGUACAACUCGUUAGGUCUGGUACUCAGAGCCUUGAACUACAUCCGCUUUCCAAACCAAGUCGGUCGGCGAGUCGAUCUCGGAUUACAAGCCUCUCUCCGAUAUUUUUUCGCAAGGAGGCAGAUGUUCUCUUUCAUCCGAAAGGUCUUGGUGGUGGUAGUCAGCGGCAAGCAGACUGCAAGAUCGUCCUACCUCAUCAGUAGGCUUCCGUCGCAGUUCAGGCGUUAUGGCGUCAAGGUGUUUAUCAUUGGAGUUGGUUAUGUUGAUCAGCGAUACCUGCGACCCUUUACCUACGGGAACAGGCACGUGUAUAUGGUUCGCUCGUACAGCAGUCUGGUCGCUAGAGCGGGUACCAUCGCUAAGGCUAUACACCUGGAAAUG
Pocillopora meandrina is the source of this 6949-nucleotide messenger RNA. NCBI's taxonomy places the organism in Eukaryota, Metazoa, Cnidaria, Anthozoa, Scleractinia, Pocilloporidae. The record is from the annotation of a GenBank genome assembly.